CACUAGUAAAAUGAGAUUUUUCGUUGCAUUUGCUGUUCUUGGGGCCAUCGCCCUCGGACAAGAUUGUACUGAAGAGGGAGAUGCUAAAAGUGUCAACUACAGAGGCAAAGUAGCCGUCGGCGCAAAUGGAUACCGAUGCCAGAAAUGGGCAUCUCAGUCACCUAAUGCACAUACAUACACUCCUGAAAAAUACCCUGAUGCGGGUCUUGAUGAAAACUACUGCCGUAACCCUUCUGAUCACACUGGUCUAUGGUGCUAUAAUGAUGAGGGUACAAGUCCAAGGUGGGUCAACUGUGACGCACCAAAAUGUGGACAAUACCUCGUGAAGGUUAUCUGUGAUGACAUCGCCAACAUCUUCAUUGAUGGUGUAGAGAAAGUUGUCCCCGGAACCGGAGCCUGGAACCAGCUCUCCAAGUUUUACGUGCCAGCAACUACCACUACCAUUGGAAUCAAAUGCCGCAACACAGGCGGACCCUACGGUAUCAUGGCUACAGUACAGAAUGAAGUUGGAGAGACGUUUGUUGUGUCGGACAACUCGUGGAGUUGCUCUAAUGCUGCUCAGGAUGGCUGGGCAGCCGGUAGUUUUACAGAGGAUGAUAGCUGGAAGCCUGCUGCUUAUUAUUAUGGGCAUCCUCCUUAUCUUAUUAAUAAGGACGCUUGGAGGGGAAUGUCUAAUGAUAAGAAAGUUAUCUGGACGGCUUCUGCUGCUGAUACGACAGUUUACUGCCGCAAGGAUCUUCCAAAACCAACAGACCUCACCCUGGACGUGAUCUGUGACGAUGUCUCCACCAUAUUUGUUGACGGAGAACAGCAGGAUGUUGCAGGAACUGGGGCCUGGAACCAGCUCGCCAGUGUCCGUAUCUCUGGAGAUACCAAAGUAGUAGGAGUUCAGUGCAGGAAUACUGGCGGUCCUUACGGUAUCAUGGCUCAGAUCCUUGAUGGGUCCAAGAAGGUUGUUGCUGUCUCUGACGACUCCUGGAGUUGCUCCAACGCUGCUGAAGACGGCUGGUCUACAGGUGAUUUUGUGGAGGGGGACAACUGGAAACCCGCAGCUUACUACAACGGACACCCACCGUACAAAACAGCUCAACAGGCCUGGCGGAGCAUGUCCCUCAAUAAAAGGAUUAUAUGGACCGCCUCUGGAGCUGAUACAACUGUUUACUGCCGUAAAGUCAUGCCUGCAGCUGCUCCACCAAAGCUAGCCGUAUCAGCAGCCUGGAAACUCAUCCCUGGAGGCCUUACUAAAAUAAGCAAGGGAAAAUCUGGUGUAUGGGGUGUAAACAGAGUUAAUGGUAUCUAUAGACUCAAUGGAGAUGGAACUAGCUGGACUAAAAUAGCCGGAGGUUUAGUCCAGGUCUCGUCAGGAGCUUCAGUUUGGGGUGUCAAUAGAAACGACAUGAUUUACAGAUAUAAGGGAGGAAACCAGUGGGAGAAUAUCGGUGGCCGCCUUACAAAUGUGGAUGUGAGUGAAAACGAUAACGUCUGGGGAGUUAACCGAGGAGGAAACAUCUACAGAUGGCUGGGAACCAGAUGGGAGCAGAUCGGUGGAGCAGCUAUUCAAGUCAGUGUGGGAAAUUCUGGAGUAUGGGUUGUAAACAGCGCAAACAAUAUUUACUACAGAGUCGGAACAUAUGGUGAUUCUGGAACUGCUGGAACUGGUUGGACUCACGUACCAGGAAAACUGAAAUGGAUCUCAUCGGGAAAUAACAUAGUGGUCGGUGUGAAUGCUAAUAACGAUAUCUACUACCGAUCUGGUAUGAGUGCAGAUACUCCUACUGGAACUGGAUGGAACAAAGUCAAUGGAAAGCUAAUGAACAUCGACCUUCUGGAUGAUGAGGUAGUGGGAACGAACACGGCUAUGAACAUUUUCAGAUGCCCCAUGGUGGCCCCACCACCUCCUGUUAAAUACUCCCCCUGUGAUGAAACUGAUAGUUGUGUCAGGGAAGUGGGAAUUGGAGCUCUUCUUGCAGCUGGAAGUCAGCUGGUUUCGAAGAACGGUCGAGCUAAGCUAGUUAUGCAGGAUGACGGUAACCUGGUCCUAUACUGUGUGGUCGGAGGAGCAGUGUUGUGGAACAGUGAGUCUAACGGAAAGGGAGUCGACUCCGGACUCAAGCUUCAAGAUGAUGGCAACAUGGUCCUCUACGCUGGAGACGCUGCCAUCUGGGACAGUAAAACUAAUGGAAACACCGACGCUGUGGAGCUUGUUGUCCAGAACGAUCACAAUGUUGUUUUGUACAGCUAUGAAGAUAGAAGUGUCUUGUGGAAGACUGAUACUAACGGAAACAACUGUCCUGAUGCCCAAUUCGUUGAGAACUGUGCUGCAGAUAAAUGUAUCCGGGAAUCUCAGGUCGCUUCAAUUCUUUCUCUUGGUAAGAAGAUCGUCUCAAAGAACGGAAAAGCUGUGUUCACAAUGCAAGCUGACGGUAACCUAGUCCUGACUUGUUCUAUUAACAAGAAUGUUCUGUGGAAGUCAGACACCAGUGGAGUUGCUGGAGGACUCAAAUUCCAGAGUGACGGUAACCUUGUCCUCUACGACGCAGACAGAAAGGACCUCUGGGCAUCAGACUCUAACGGUAACUAUGACAACGCCGAACUAGUAGUACAGGACGACAUGAACGUGGUUCUUUACUACUCUGCUGAUAGAAAGGCUCUGUGGGCUACCGAUACUGAUGGGGCUGAGUGUGCUGAUCCUCCUAGCACUGUUGGAACUUGGAGCAAGAACGCUGGUAAAUAUCUGAGCGGCUACAGCGCAGGAAAUGCCAAGUAUGACAGUCUUCUGAGGUCCCAGAGCGAAUGUAUCAAACGAUCCGACUGUGGAGGUAUCACAUACGAGACCAAUUCUAAAAAGUUCACUCUGCGAAGAGGAGUUGACCUCAAGGACAGUCCCUCCAACGAAAUUUCCUGGUUGGCUAUCUCAAGCGACGAUGAAGGUGGUCACAUUUUCGGCGCUAAAGUCUCAACAGAAUACGAACUCCACAAAGCUCUGGAAGUUGGAGAUGUUAUUUCUGCAUUCGGACUGUACAAGGAUCACACCACUAGCAAAUUCAACUUGAACAUCAAAGGAGCUAACAACUUGUUCCUGCUUCAUGUCGACUUCAGACCAACGGGCGACCAGCUUGUUCUCAACUCUAACCAACCUGGUGUAGGCUGGCAGGCGGAAGUCAGGCCAGCAUUCCCUAAGGCUAAGCUAGUCGGAGGAAAGAUAUUCAAAGUGUCAGUAGAGGUAUUAGAGGGAGAAUACAGGAUCUUGUUUAACGACGAGGAAGUCGGCAAGUUCCCCCAGAGACAGAGCAUCAGUCUUGCAUCUCACAUCAUACUGUACGGAGGAAGUAACGGUUUCGAAUGGAAAGCAGCCCAACUGCCACCAGGCGUUGCUGGACCCGGCCUCUCUAAACCAUGUGGUACCGGUGAUAAGCUCCACUUUGACAAGACUAAUGAAGUUGGAGAUAUUAUUACAGUUUGGGGUAUCUUUGCUGAUAAGACCUCAGCAUUCAGUGUGAAUCUGAUCAAGGACGAUAGCAACUUCAUGCUGCACAUCUCAUUCAGACCCCCACCAAGUGAAAACAAGAUUGUACUGAACUCUAAACUGAACGGUGCUUGGCAAACUGAAAUCAGAGCUGCUAUGCCAGCAUUCGUGAACGGUGGACCAUUCAAGGUUCAGAUCGAGCUGCUCCUCAAUGAGUUUAAGAUUUACGUUAACGGAAACGACAUUGGAGUCUCGUUCCCAUACAGAGAGGGAUUCUCCCUUGGUGAUAUCCAAUUCCUGUACAAUGUUGGAGGAAGUAACGGUAUGACCUUCACUGAUAUGUCACCUCCUGAUGAUAAGAACGUCGGAGCAAACCUGAUGUCAACUGGUCUGUCUGUCAGCCAGAACAGUGUGGGGUGGGGAGGAGUACCUGCACGUGCCAUUGACGGUAACAGGAAUGGAAUAUGGGCAGCCGCAACAUGUACUCACUCUGCUGGCAACUCCGGUAACUGGUGGAAAGUGGAGCUCGGACAAAUGUCUGCUAUCAACAGAGUCGUUGUCUACAACAGAUUGGAUUGCUGUUCCGACAGAAUUAACGGUGCUAAGGUAUACGCGGGUGCCAACCUUUGUGGGGAAGUGAAAUACGAGGCUGGAAAGGCUGCUUUCACAGUUGAAUGUGGUGGUGCUGUUGGUGAUUCUCUGACGAUCUCGCAACCUUACAACUAUCUGACCCUCUGUGAGGUUGAGAUCUACGGAAAACCAUCUGAUCUGAAGGCGCUUGCUAAUGUCGCUCCUGGUAAGCCAACAUGGCAGAGCAGCGUAGGAUGGGGAGGUGUCCCCCAACGUGCCACUGACGGAAGAAUCAGCGGACGGUGGCCAGCUGGAACUUGCACUCACUCAGCUAACGCUGGGAGCAACAAGUGGAAGGUUGACCUUCUGGAUAUGUUCACCGUGGACUCAGUUGUUAUCUACAACAGACUGGAUUGCUGUUCUGAGAGGAUUAACGGUGCUAAGGUAUAUGUCGGUGCUGAGCUCUGUGGAGCUGUCGAGUAUGUUGCUGGACAGUCCGUGUACAAGAUUGAUUGCGGAGGUAAAGUGGGAUCAGUUAUUCAGAUCACCCAGGAUGGACAGUACCUGACACUUUGUGAAGUCCAAGUUCUUGCCACGCCAAGUGACGAUCUAGGAACUUUCCUUAACGUAGCUGCUGACGGAGUAGCAAGCCAGUCCAACACUGGAUGGAACGGAGUUGCUGACCGAGCUAUCGAUGGCAACAUUGCUGGAGACUAUUUCGAUGGUGCUAGUUGCUCUCACACUGGAAACACAGUUGACGGAUACUGGAAACUCGACUUUGAUGAUGCUGUAGCUGUGAAACAAGUCGUCAUCUACAACAGAGAGGAUUGUUGUGCUGACCGAAUCAACGGAGUCAGCGUAUUCGCUGGAGACACACUUUGUGGUAAGAUUGCCUAUGUGGAGGGACAGAAAGCUUACAAAGUUGGUUGUAAUAGUGAUACAGUGAAAAUGUUUGAAAGUGUUACUAUUAAAGCAGCACCCAACCAAUACUUGACUCUCUGCGAGGUGAAAGUACUGGCAGAUCCCCGAGUAGAAUCCGGAGAUGAACAUCUCGCUAACCUUGCCUUCGGUAAACCAACUUCACAGACUUCAACUGGAUGGGGAGGUGUCUCUAGCCGUGCUGUUGAUGGCAAAGAGGCUGGUAAAUGGACUGCUGGAAGUUGCACUCACACUAACGGUGCAGGCUCGUGGCAAGUUAAUCUUCAGGACAACUACGUGAUCAAGAGUGUGUGGAUCAAGAACCGAGUAGAUUGCUGCAGUAACCGUAUUAAUGGGGUUCAGGUAUUCGUAGGAGACGCUCUGUGCGGUACUAUCGAGUACAACCCAAUAAAGUACAGCUACUCAGUUAACUGUGGAGAGAACGGAAUUGUUGGAUCUUCAGUAAAGGUUGUAAACCCAACUACUCAUCUCACCCUGUGCGAGGUCAAGGUCUGGGGACCUGCUGAUCCUGUUGUUAUCGAAGAGACUACUGAUGAAGAGGUUGUUGGAGACAAGAGUGCAGCUGUAGAUGAUGCCGUUUCACAGGCCAAGUGCCCGAGUGGAAAGGUUGUGUCCUUCUGUGAGGUUGCUACUGGAAAUACUGCUGUUAACGCUGACGGUGCUCUUGUAAAGGGUGAUGGCGGUGAGAUCUGUGUAGCUCACAACGGAUGGGGUGGUCAGGGAGUUAUUGCCCGAGCCAUCUGCUCAGAACAAGUACAAAUAGCAAGCCCUUGCAACGGCCCCAAACUGAACCUGUACAAGAAACUGUACGCUAGAGGUACCGACCCUAGCUUGAAGUGUCCUGCUGGUUAUGAAGCUAUCAUUUGUAAUGCUCACUCCUUCUGGUGGAACAUGCUGGUAAACAAAGUUGAUGCUAAGGGUAUCAUCUCUAACGACAAGGACUGUGUUGUACCAAGCUGCAACGCCAACAACUGGUGUGAUAUUACCCUCGUGUGCAAACUCAUGGAGGAUAUGGAUGCCUACGCAGAAGCAGUGUGCCCAACCUGUGACGGAUACAGCUGCGAGGAAAGUUUCGAGUGCCAAAUGAUAGAUGAUGAUGGAGAUGACAGUGACAAGAAGUUCCCCACUUGUGUUGAGAAGCAGACCGGUUGUGAUGUCGAUAGAUGCGGAGAUAACGGUGAUUGCGAACCUAAAGGAGCAGAUGAUUAUAUCUGUAUCUGCAGUGACGGAUACGAAUUUGAUGAGAUUGCCGGAACUUGCAUGCCAGUACACACUAAAUACCGAACAGUUUACGGAGAUGAAGCUAUCGGUGAUGAUGCUCACAGUUUCGCUACCUGCUCAGAAGGAGAACGAGUUUACAGGUGCCACACCUUUGGAGCGCCAAGUGCAGCUGAUGGAGUCACCAUUGCCAACACUAACGGACUGGUACGAUGUGAAGCUAGAGCUUCUCAUAGCAAGAAGUUCCCUGUCAGGGCUGUUGGAUACUGUGGUGAAGAUAACAUCUUCACUGACCCAUGUACCCAGGAAGACAUUCACCAGAUCGAAUACAGGAUUGAUGCUGGCCUUUCUCCCUCAAUCAGCUGUCCUGAUGGAUACUUGAUGGAAAGCUGUAUCUUCCACAGCCCCUGGACACAGGCGCUUACUGAUGUAAACAGAGCUCGGAUCAACAGUAUCGGCGCUGUCGGUAUCAACGAUGACGGUUCAUGCUCCAUGACUGAUUGUUUGAAGAAUCCUCACGGUCACCAAUGGUGCAAACUUACUGCUGUCUGCAAAAAACUGACCGGUUCUGAGUACAUGAAGGCAGCAUGCCCAACCUGUGACGAUGUCAGAUGUCCAGAUGGUCAGGAAUGCGGAAUGGUAGAAGAUCUGCCACUCUGUCUCCCGAGAGUACCUGGAGGUUGCGAUGCAGACAAGUGUGGAGAGAACGGCGAGUGCAAGGAAGACGGAACCGACUACGAAUGCCUCUGUAAGACCGGAUACAAGUUCGACAGUGUCACGUGUAUCGAUAUCGACGAGUGUGCUGAGGAACCAUGUGGUAACGGGGACUGUACCAACACUGCCGGAUCUUACACUUGUGACUGCAAGAAGGGAUACGAAGCUGUAAAGGGAACAUGUGAGGAUGUUGACGAGUGUGCUGAUAGUCCUUGCUCUGAAACUGAGAGGUGUUCCAACAUUGAAGGAAGCUUCAUCUGCGAUUGUCUGGAUACUUUCAUCAGAGUAAAGAAAUCUAAGGAAUGUGUCUGUGCUGACGGGUUCGAGAACCAGGAUGGGUCCUGUGCUGAUAUUGACGAGUGUGCUUUACCUGAUAGCUGUGGAGAAAAUGAGGUCUGCACAAACUCAGUCGGAAACUACCAAUGUGAAUGCAAGGAGGGGACAGAGAAGGGAUCUGAUGGAGUGUGCAAGGAGUUCCUUCCGCUGGAAUGUGAUGUUAAGGCAAAGAAGCCAAUUGUUAAGGGAAUCAAGGGAACCAAUGUCAAUGUCAAGUUGGCCGGUGAAGUUAAGAAGACCUUCAAGAAAUACGCCACAAUCAAGUGGGAAAAGAACAACGAACCCUGGGAUCCUAAAUCCGACGGCAAAUCUAAAUUCAACGGAUUCACCAUCAGGAAGUUUGAUGCCGAAGAUGCGGGUAUUUAUGUAGCUUCCAUCUACAUUGAGAAGGAUGGAGAAAGCUUCAAAUGUGAGGUCGAGGUCAAGCUUGUCCUUCUAGAGGGAUCUGUGAAACUGAACAUUGCCAAUGCUAAACAACUGUCUAAAAAGCAGAAGUCUGGACAACCUCUCACUAUCAAGUGUGACGUUGAUAUUGACAACCUGAAACUGAAAGACCCUAAGAGUCCAGAUAACAUUAACUGGUACAGAGUAACUGAUGACGGUGAUGAACUUCUUGAUGAUAGUGAUACUAUCAGUAUCGAACGAGGAAAAGGAACCUACCAAAUGAUCCUCAAGAACCCGAGCCCCGAAGACAGCGGCACCUACAGAUGUGAGUUUGAUCAACAAGGAGUGGACACAUCUACAGACGUCACUAUUGAGUUCAAGUAGAUUACUCGCAAGAUUGCAGGGCACAUGUAUAAGGACAUGUACAGGUUUUUUUAUUAUGGAAAUAGAUUUUUAUGGAAAUGGACUGAACUGAUUUUUAAAUUUUUAGUAAGUUGAUAUUUGAUUUGCGACUUGACUACGAUCUGAAGUGAUAUUUUUGUUGUACAAUUUUUAUCACACAUGCAUUCAAAA
Messenger RNA from Bolinopsis microptera, 8200 nucleotides. RefSeq lists its product as uncharacterized. The record is from RefSeq and is a predicted model, not a curated record. NCBI's taxonomy places the organism in Eukaryota, Metazoa, Ctenophora, Tentaculata, Lobata, Bolinopsidae. Gene Ontology annotation, molecular function: carbohydrate binding; calcium ion binding. The transcript is spliced from 65 exons. The coding region runs from base 11 to 8011 and encodes 2666 amino acids.